This is a messenger RNA of Mucor velutinosus, 1518 nucleotides long. RefSeq lists its product as uncharacterized. The record is from RefSeq and is a predicted model, not a curated record. The transcript has 2 exons. Bases 1 to 1518 code for a protein of 505 amino acids. Gene Ontology annotation, molecular function: hexose transmembrane transporter activity. Gene Ontology annotation, biological process: monosaccharide transmembrane transport. NCBI's taxonomy places the organism in Eukaryota, Fungi, Mucoromycota, Mucoromycetes, Mucorales, Mucoraceae. Gene Ontology annotation, cellular component: membrane.
AUGAUUGCAUCAUUGGGUUCCUUCAACUCUGGUUUCAAUACCUCUGCAUUGAACAUUCCCGGUAACUCUGUGAGAUACUGUCCCAAUGUCGAACCUGGUGUAGUGACCUACUAUCCCAACUCUCCCCUUCCUGAAUGUAUUCCCAUGGGUGAUUGGAUUUGGGGUGUUACCAAUGGUAUGUUUGCUGUCGGUGGUCUCGUUGGCGCCAUGUCCAACGGUUACAUGGCCAACAAAUUCGGUCGUCGUGAUUCCAUGAUCAUCAUGAACAUCAACUUCUUUAUCGGUGCCAUUUUGCUUUCUCUUGCAACUACUUCUGCUCAAUUCGCUAUCGGCCGUAUUUUCGUUGGUAUUGGUUCUGGUUUCAUGACAUGUGUCAUUGGUAUCUACGUCUCUGAAAUUGCUCCUCCCAAGUACCGUGGUGCUCUUACUUCUCUUCUCCAGCUGUUCACCACUCUCGGUAUUCUGAUUAUUGAAUGUAUCUCUCUUGGUUUGAGCUCUGCUAUCGGAUGGCGUAUUGUUGUUGUUAUCACCAUUGUCCCUACCAUUGGUCAAAUGCUUAUUCUUCCCUUCUGUGCCAGAUCUCCUCGUUGGUUAGUUGGUCAAAACAGAAUUGAUGAAGCUCGUGUUGAAUUCAUCAAACUUCGUAACGGUGAUGUUGAAGCUGAAUUCACUGAUAUGCUUCUCGGUCUUACCAAGGGUGCUGAAGAGAACAAACCCGCUCCUGAAGCUGAUAAGGACUCUGCCAACGGCUUCGAUAACACUCCCAUCAAGGCUGAAGGUGAUAACGCCGUUUUCGAAUCUGAAGCUCAACUCAAUAUCCUCCAAAUCAUGUCUAUUGGCGUCUUGGCUAGAUUAUGUAUGAAGAUUUUCGUCGUCCAUGCUCUCUCUCAAUUGACUGGUAUCAAUGCUAUCAUGUACUAUUCCACCAACAUUUUUGAACUUUCUUUCGGUGACAAUGCCAAGUAUGUUACUGUAGGUGUUGCUGCUUUGAACGUCGUUAUCACUUGUGUUGGUCUUGGUCUCAUUGAUCGUCUUGGCCGUAAGACUCUCUUGUUGAUCUCUACUGCCGGUAUGUGUAUCUGGUGUGUUGUCAUGACCAUCUCUAUGAGAUUCAACGUCAGUGCCCUUCAAGUUGUCUGUGUUAUGCUUUACGUUGCCUUUUUUGCUGUUGGUUUUGGUAUGGUUCCCUUCGUUAUCACUGGUGAAUCUUUCCCUACCUAUGCUGUUGGUGCUGCCUCAUCUGCUUGUUUGGCUAUCAACUGGCUCUGUAACUUUGUCAUCGGUCUUAUUUUCCCUACCUUAUUGGCUGCUUGCGGUCCAUACGUCUUCUUGAUCUUUGCUGGUCUCGCUUUGAUUGCAUUUAUCUUUGUCUUUGUCUUUAUUCCUGAAACCAAGCAAAAGUCUCUCGAUGAAAUUGGUCGUCAACUCAAGUGGUACGGUAUCAACGUUGCCGAAGAGCUCGAAAAGAAGGGCAAGAAGGCACCCAAGGGUAUUCAAGCUCCUGGUGUCGACGCUUAG